AUGGUGUUCAAGGAAAUGAAUUCCAGAGCCCAGGUCGAUCUGAUGGACCUGCAGUCUACGCCGGGCGGUGAAUACAAGUUCAUCACGACCCUGCCAGAUCACCUGACAAAGUUCGUGCACCUGAGGCCUCUGAAGAACAAGGAGUCAGUGACGGUCGCACGAGAGCUGCUGCCGAUCUUCCUGGAGUUUGGUGCUUCGUCAGUUUUGCAAUCCGACAACGGUCGAGAAUUUGCAAACCAAGUUAUCAAUGCCCUAGAAGUGGCCUGGCCGGACCUCAAAAUCGUCCACGGCCAGCCCCGACAUUCCCGAAGCCAAAGUAGCGUCGAGCGCGCUAACCGUGAUGUCGAGGGCAUUGUGAAUGCUUCGAUGACGGACAACCACACCAUUGUUCAGAGGAAGUUCCUCGGCGUGGAGGACGUGCCAGACAAAUUUUUGAAACAAAAAAUUCCCAUUUAG
Molecule: messenger RNA, 456 nt
Organism: Thrips palmi
Lineage: Eukaryota; Metazoa; Arthropoda; Insecta; Thysanoptera; Thripidae
Product: KRAB-A domain-containing protein 2-like
Exons: 2
Coding region: 1-456 (151 amino acids)
Biological process (GO): DNA integration
Molecular function (GO): nucleic acid binding
Source: RefSeq, a predicted model, not a curated record